AACAAAAAUAAUGUCUUCCACAACGCGAAAAAUUCUCUGAAAUUAUCCCUUUUUCACCCUCCACACGACUAUCUAUGCAAUGGGUGAAAAGAUGAAGAAAGGCCAGCUGUGCUACCUUGUGUCACUGUGUGAUGCAGGAGCGGCUGGGGAAGGCAAACAUCAAGUAGUCUCACCAGUAGACUCACCCCCUUAUUUUUGUACAACAAAUAACAUGCAGAGUGCUGUUGUAUACCUCUCACAGGAACUCCAGGGUUUGGGGCUUAAUUGUGGCCUCAUAGAAACUGGAAGCCAGAAGGUGAACUUGGUGGCCCUCAUCAAUGCCUGCUGGGAGGUGUCGCGGCUCUACCGUUCUUCCGUCCAUGACUGCAACACUCUUCAAGAUCAGAGGAGAAGAGAUGCAGCAGAUAUGAAUCAUUUCCAAAACAGCAUAAGGGAUCUAAGAGGGACAGUCGAUGACAAGGAGCGCCAAGUCUGCGACGCACAAGAGAGGGAGAGGCAGGCAGUCACUGUUAACAAAGCUCUUGCAUCAAAGCUUAAAGGAGAGAAAGAGGAGGUGCGUAGACUAGGAAGCGUGUUGCAGCAAAGAGAAGCACACCAUCAGCAUGAACUUCGGAAGAAGGAGACAGAAAACAGUCGUCUUCGUGAGAGACUGCAUAGACUUGUAUCUGGGGAGAAGUCGUCAGAAACCAGAGCACCAACCAUGACUAUUUCCAAUACACUUUCACGGUCAAAUCGAUCAAGAGCAAAGUGGAAAACGGAAGCAUCUGGAGUUAGGCAUGAGGAGGACAUGCAUCGGAAAGUCCUCAGCCAGUAUGAGGCUUGGGUCGGGCAACUAAGCGAUGAAAAUGAGCAGUUGAAAUCAUGCCUGUCUUCCAUGUCCUCACAGAUAUCAAGAUUAGCUUCCAAGUUUACAAAGAGCGAAACUCGACUGACUUCCGAAGACGUGAAUUCCUCCAUGAACUCGUCCACAUUCAGCACCGACAGCCUCGACGACCCAAUGUUCAAUCUGGACUUCCCGGCAUUCCGCAGUCAGAUCCAGCGGUCUCUGGAUGAAAACCUAAAGACCAUUACACAGGGAGUAGAAGAAAAAGUCGUGAAGGAUAAUAUUGCUCAAAAUGUGGACUUGCAAGCAAGAGAGGAAGUGAAAACUCUUCGGUUGCAGUUGUCAAAAGUAAAAGAACAGCUUAGAAACUACCAGCAGUGCCAUAAGAAAGGUAAUGACGAUGAAAAAGAGAUGAUGUUCCUAAUGGACGGAAACUACAUAGAGGAGAGAGCAGAGCUGGAAAAGGAGAGGCAAGAGCUGGAGAAAGAGAGGAGAGCUUUGCAACAGGAGAGAGAAUCGUUUGCUGAUGCUGCAAUAAGGUUGAAUAGGGAGAGAGCUGCCUUUGAAGGAGAGAAGGUAGAGCUUCUGAAAAGACAGUUCCUGCAGGACCUUCCCACAACACUCAAUGACCUGGGCACUGCAGAUGUGAUGACCAGCGGGCAUGAGAGUGGUGGCAGCCUUUCAAGUGGAAGCAUUGGAGAGGUCUUCUCAGACUCUCCGCACCGCAUCCUUGCCGUGCCGGAGAUCACUCCUCCCCGUGGAAAUAUCACACUGGCCCGGGGUUCCCAGCCAGUUGUGUUAGGGCCCACCAUGAUGCCCAAACAACGCAAUGAAAGGCCAGGCUAUGGUGGACACAAAGCUGUCUACCGCAUGAAGUCUGCCCCAGCAAGCAGAGCCUCAUCCGUCCCACGCUUUCCUGAUGAAUUUGAGGGCAAGUCGCCCAGCCCCAGUACCAGGCCUCCCCACCCACGGCCACGCACCCUGGAGAGGAUGAAGCGGAAACCCCUCUCAGGCACAGCUUCUCCCAGAUACCGGAGUCAGAGUCAGGGUCGUUUGGAAUUGGCCAAGGACGACGAUCAUGUCAGAAAGAGGGGCGAGUUCACCUCCCUUCCAGCCAGGGUCCAGGGAGAAGCCCUUUUACGUUCCCUGAGAACAGACGGCAGGGAAGUCAUUUAUCCGCCCAUUACAGUAGACAGAGAAGGGUUGAAUUACUUACCCGCAUAUUACCGUGAGAAUCCCAAGACUCUGAAAAUACCUGGGCAGAGGUAUCCGCAAGAAAAUCACAUUCAGGCUGAGAAGGAUAGAUAUGAAACUGAAGAGGAUGAGGAACCAGUUGAUGGCAAGGGGCUCACACUUUUAGAAAAGGACCUCAUGAAUCUCAUGGCACAGAUUGGACAGCAGCAAGGGGAAGAAAUAGCCUUGAAUUCGUGCUUGGAUAACAGCCCAAUGUACGAAGAACCUACCUUCAUGAGGAAGCAUUCAAAGAAAAAUCCAAGUUCUGUUCGACUCAGUGCUCCAGGGAGUUUAUGCUCAAGCCGUAGGUCUAGUCGAGACCUCAGUGAUGACUACUAUAAGAAUAUGCACAAACAUCUAAUGAAGAAAAACCAGUCAUAAUAACAUAAUAUAGGAAUUUGUGGAAUGAUCUGUUAUUAUUGAGAAGUGAAAUCUGUAAUGUAAGCCAGUUUCUAAAAUUGUUUAAACUGCAUAAUUAAGAGUAAAUUUAGAAAUGAUUGAAUAUAAUGUUACAGAAAGAGAAGAAGAAUGGAAAGUGUGUCAUCUCCCUUUCAGUGUUGAAGUGAUGUAGUUCAGAAUGUAAGUGAAAAGUGAUAAGUAAGAAUUAGGAUGAUAGUUUGAAUUGCAUGCAUGAAAAAAAGCUCAAAUCUUAUUUUAUUGGCCAGAAUAAUUUUGUGUGUUUUGGAGAAAAGGAGGAAGGAAAAAUUUGACUCAUCGCACAUAAUUCCACAUAUUAGUUUUUAAGUCUUGUCUUGCAUUAUAUAUCUUUGAUACUUUUAUAUCAUAUGUGAUCAGCUCAUUUUGUGUUGGUCUGUAAAUGCAUUUUUCCCAAACAAAAGACAAUUCAUAUAUGUGCAAGUCCUUUAUUAUUAUUUAUUUUUAUUUUUUUUCAUUUGCAAGCACUCAUUAUACUUUAUACAAAAUGUAAAUGCAUUUUCCCCAAACAAAAGGCAAUUCAUAUAUGUGCAAGUCCUUUAUUAUUAUUUUUUUUUUCUUUUGCAAGCACUCAGUAUACUUUAUACAAUCACCACUAUCCUUAUAUAUAUAUUUUUUAUCCUGCCUCCACUUCUUCCUUCCUGCUCUUCCCUCCCUCCCAUCUUGUCUCCUGCCCCUUCCCCACUUCCUAACCCACUCCAGUUUCUCCUUUCCCCCUCCCUUUCCUCUCUCCCUCUAUCCCUAUCUUAUUUUCUCUUUUCAAGGCUUAAAUACUUUGUAUAUUGUCUUCUUUCACAAUGGGAGUGAGUGUCUUGUAUAGCUCUGUGUAUUUCAUGAAAUAGGCAUGGGAAAGAUGUAAUGUUACCAAUGGUACUUUAUGAUACAAAACCAAGUCCUGCCCAAGCCUCAUUAUUCUAUGCGAAUGUACAAGGCAUAAUUUUCUUUAAAUAUGAUGAUCAGUUGUUGUAUGGGUUUUGGCAUUUUGCACAAUCUUGUCUGUCGUGGUUGUUUUAAAUAGAGGAUUGCUUCAUUGUUUUGCAACAUAACUAGGAGCACCGUUAAUCUUAAAGUCUGAGAGUGUCUGUUGGGAGGUGGGGUUGAGUGUGAGUUCAAGUGCUUGCAUGUGCAUAUGUGUCUGUGUGCAUGUGUAUAUGAGCAUGUUCAUGUUGAUAUUGUGGGUGCUCAUAAUGUGUUUAUUUGCAUAUGUGUGGUUUAUUUGUUGUUUUUAAGUGUUAUUUUAUUCUUUUUGGCUGAAGAGUAAGUGGUGCAGUACUUUUCUAUUACUUUUAAUUAAUCAUUAUGAUUCUCUGCUGUGUAAUAUCAGUGGGUUCUAGAAAUGAUGGCUAAUGCACAAUAGUAUUUAAUCUUCAUAAUAUUGUAAUAGCAUAUUUGUUUUAGGUGUCCAGUAAAGUUCAGUUAAAUAUAUAUUGAAUAUGACUGAAGGUUAAGCUGUAAUAUUUUAUGUCAAAACAAUAUGAUGGGAUGCAUAUUCUCAGACCAAAUGCCCCAAAAUGCAUUUUUCAAAGUUAAAUCAGUGUUAAAAGCAUUGAUAUGUAUACAUUAGUGCACUACAUACACAUGAUUGUAGUGUAUUAGUAUAAGACUUAAAUACAAAACAGUUAAUAAAUGCAUUAUUGGACACUUAGUCUAAGAAGCCUUCAUAUUUUCUUAUUUCACCAUUCUUGUUUGUUUUAAAUGUUGAAGUCUUAUAUAAUAUCAGUACUGAGUAUGUAAGGAGAUGCUUUUAGGAGUAAACAGGGGUUAGACCGUCAGCUAGGUCAUGUAUUUUUAUUAAAGAUCACGAAUAUAAAUAUCUUAUAGCACUGUAUUAUACAUAAAUAUCGCUGUUAAAAAUGGUGUUCAUUUGAAGAAAGACAGUUCAGGUUUAUAAAUGACAGGUAAUUAUGGAGACUUUCAGAGUGGUUCUGUCAAUACCAUAGAUAUGCUCUAGGGAAAUAUUCUAUGUUAUAAUUUUCCUGAGAAUUCCUGGAGAAGCGAAUGUGCAAUUCAUGCUUGAAUAGGUGCUUUUAGAGGAAUUAAAUUUGCACCAUAUUUUUCCUUUAGUCGUAUAUACUAGUCAGUCCGAGAGAGUGAUCUUGCAUACCUUUGAAUCUCAUUUCUAGUCAACAGAUGAAACUUUGUGAUGCUGUGGCAUAUCCUUGUUCUAGAUGCCAACUUUUGUGCCUUAGGAAACAUUUCAAGUAAAUAAAGUUUUCAUGUUUGAGGUGUCUGUGGGUGUAUUAGUCCCAGAAGGAUGGGAUAAUUCAGAGCUUAAUGUGCACAGAAAUAGGAUUUAUUUAUUAUUAUUUUUUUUUUUGUCUCUUAGAAUACAUAUUAAUUUUAUUUUAAUUAUUUGUUUACAAUAUAGUGAAACCGUACUUUUUAAAUGUAACUUUUGCUGUUUCCAUCCAUACCCAACAAUGCUAGUUGCUAUACAUUGUUCUUUAAGGUUCUAAGAUCGAUUUACUCACACUGUUAAUGAACAUGCCAAUACAAACUUUGCUACUGCAGAUUUUUACUGUAGCAUGAACUGAAGACAGUUUCCAGGAAUAUUUCUUAGAACUUGUGGUUGUAGAAAACUACAGUAAGUCCCAUCCUGCCCCCCUUCCAAUAUCCACAUUGUGUAUGGCAGAUAGUACAGUAUGGUUGUCUCUAAAUUUGAAUAAGACACCUUUAUUUUAUUGCAAGUUAGUGGUUCAUUUACUGUGUAUAUCCUUAAUUGUUGUAAAAUUUUAGUUAUCUUUUUUCUUAUUAGUUGACUUUGAUAGUAAGAUAUGCUCAAAAAAAUAUACACCUUUGUAAUAUUUGAAGGGAUGAAUAAGUGAUUCAUCCCUAAACAGCUCUUGAAUGAGUACCUUGUGAACAGGUGUAAGAUAAUCAACAGGGUUUCCAAUUUGGAUGCAAGUAGGUUCUAGCAUUCUUCCCUCCAUUCUCAUGUCGAGUAGGUUGUAGUAGUACAUGGUUGUGUUACUGUCUUUUAUCUUCUCCUGCAAAAUAUUGCUCAGCAUUUUCCCCAUGGUCAUUGUUGCAUUACCCAUGAUCAUUUUAGGAGUUAGGAGACAUGUGCUUUAGAGCUAUUUUAUCAAACUAAAGUUACCUUCUGCUGAUGUCAUACUUGUUACCCAUGAUGUCUAAAUGUACAAAAUCAAGUGGAAUUCCAUUUUGACUUGGAUUUGUAUUUCUGGAAAUCCAUUUUUCUUUUUCAAACAUUUUUUGGCCAUAUAUCAUGUAAUUGUUAAGAUACUUGUCUUUUGUGGUAACUUUACAAUGCUCUUGUGUAUUUGACAUAGCACCCUAAGGGUUGCAUUAAGGAUUUUAAAUAUCAUUUCAUACUUUUUUAUCUUCCUUUUGUGUAAACCAGAUAUUCAUAUAAACAUGUAAAAUGUACAUUUUUUCCCUUCGUUGUUUUUCUCUUGAUUUCUUUGAAACACAAUCUAAUAUUGUGUGUUUUUUUAUAUCCAAGUGGAAUCAAUAAAAGUCAAUUGAUAA
Molecule: messenger RNA, 5980 nt
Organism: Penaeus indicus
Lineage: Eukaryota; Metazoa; Arthropoda; Malacostraca; Decapoda; Penaeidae
Product: afadin- and alpha-actinin-binding protein A-like
Exons: 13
Coding region: 80-2437 (785 amino acids)
Biological process (GO): intraciliary transport involved in cilium assembly
Cellular component (GO): ciliary basal body; centriolar satellite
Source: RefSeq, a predicted model, not a curated record